Plenodomus lingam JN3 is the source of this 846-nucleotide messenger RNA. The record is from RefSeq and is a predicted model, not a curated record. NCBI's taxonomy places the organism in Eukaryota, Fungi, Ascomycota, Dothideomycetes, Pleosporales, Leptosphaeriaceae.
AUGCGCGGUGAGUUUGGCCUUUCGCUUCGUCUCGUCUCCUCUCGUCCAAAGAAGCCAUGGAAGGCACCAGAAGCCAUCACACGGCCGCGCUUGACUGACGAGGACGAGGACGAUGAUGAUGAUGAUGAUGAUGACGACUGCACUCGGUGCACUGGCAAGAUUGUAUCGCCUAUUGCAUCCAGUACACAGUUUUCGAGUUUUUGGUUGAGAUGGGCCUCUUUCUCCGAGGUCCAUGUGUAUUCGUCAUGUUCGCUCCUCUUUUGGCCUUGGCAACACUUCUUUGCACGCCGUCAGGAGACAAUCCAGAUAUGUGUUGUGAGCUCUGGUGAUCUCUGGUGGCCUUCUGCAGCGAAUGGUCACACAUACAAGUACGGUAGGGUCGUGCCAUACCCGCAUCAUCCGCUCAUGACGGGUCCGUACCUUUCCAACGUAGCCUCCAACCAACCCCGCACCACAGUCCCACAGCAAAUCUCGGCCUGCUCCUGCGUGCGUGUGCAAGCAUUCCAGGCUUGCAUGCAACUCUCAACAGUCGGCUCGCCUAUUGUGAUACCUUCCGGUACCGUGAUUAGCACCCAGAUCCGAGUCCUAGCGUCUUCCAGUUUGGUUGACAGCGGUCCGCAAGCACCUGCGCCAGUGAUGCAAAAUAGGUGCUCUACCCCUCCCUCCCUCCCUGCACGCCUCUGCUGUGCUCCGAGAGUCUGCUCAAAGCGAGCAUCAAGUCCACAAUUCGCUACCACUCCGGUCGAAUCGCCGCUUGCCGCGUACUCAUGCAGCAUAAUGAACCCCCGUGCCCGUCGCCUGUCAGAGGUUGUACCUUUGGCCGGCCUGAGAAGCGCUGCAAGCUAA